GAAGCAAGAAGUAGAGGAUAAGUACCUGGUUUUCUCGUCCCUAACAUAUCAGCCACCGCGCCUUCUCACCAUUGCUGUGGAACCUCUCAACUUUAGAGUGUGGAGAAAGCAAUGGAUUUAGUGGUACCACCCGAACAAUUUUGUUCAUUUCACCGCUUCCAUGUGAUCAGAGCUAGGGUUUCGGAUAACACCGUUUCGCGCCCUUUUAUUCUAUCUGCUGAUACUGUUAGUCACUUUACAAAAUUGAAAGUCGCUAGGUCUAGAAAGCGUUCAGACAGUCGCCUUUUCGCUGUUUCGAAAUUCGAAUCCUCUGGUUUGAACGGUAGACUGCAACAAAUUGUGAGCACCCCAAACGGGGACUUGAAUGGCAUAGCUAUGGAAUCUUCGGCCAGCGGGGUGAACGGUUCCCGGAAUUUUGAGGAGUUUGCGAGCAACAUUCAUCUGCGGAAGUUGGUUAGAAACGGGGAAUUGGAGGAAGGGCUUAAGUUUCUGGAGCGCAUGAUUUACCAGGGGGAUAUCCCUGAUGUCAUUGCUUGCACCAGCUUAAUUCGCGGGUUUUGCAAGGGUGGACGGACUAAAAAGGCAACGAGAGUGAUGGAAAUUUUGGAGAAUUCGGGUGCUGUUCCUGAUGUCAUAACUUACAAUGUUUUGAUUGGUGGUUAUUGCAAAUCAGGAGAUAUAGAUAAAGCCCUGCAGGUUUUGGAAAGAAUGAGUGUUGCUCCGGAUGUUGUUACGUAUAACACCAUUUUGCGUAGUUUGUGUAGCAGUGGGAAACUGAAGGAGGCAAUGGAGGUUCUCGACAGGCAGCUGCAGAGGGAGUGUUAUCCUGAUGUGAUUACUUACACGAUUUUGAUUGAAGCGACUUGUAAUGAAAGUGGCGUUGGUCAGGCGAUGAAGCUGUUGGAUGAGAUGAGGAAGAAAGGAUGCAAACCUGAUGUGGUCACAUACAAUGUUCUUAUCAAUGGUAUUUGCAAGGAGGGUCGGUUGGAUGAGGCUAUCAAGUUUCUGAAUAACAUGACUUCAUACGGUUGUCAACCGAAUGUGAUAACUCAUAACAUUAUUCUGCGUAGCAUGUGUAGCACUGGGAGAUGGAUGGAUGCUGAGAGGCUGUUAGCUGACAUGCUGAGGAAGGGUUGUUCCCCUAGUGUUGUUACUUUCAAUAUCUUGAUUAACUUCUUGUGCCGGAAACGGUUAUUGGGAAGAGCUAUUGAUGUCUUGGAAAAAAUGCCAAAGCAUGGUUGUGUGCCAAAUUCCUUGAGUUACAAUCCAUUGCUUCAUGGGUUUUGUCAAGAGAAAAAGAUGGAUAGAGCAAUUGAGUAUUUGGAAAUAAUGGUGUCAAGGGGUUGUUACCCGGAUAUAGUGACCUAUAACACUUUGCUUACAGCACUAUGCAAGGACGGGAAGGUGGAUGCUGCAAUUGAAAUACUGAAUCAACUGAGUAGCAAGGGAUGCUCUCCUGUCUUAGUUACUUAUAAUACAGUUAUUGAUGGUCUUGCAAAGGUGGGAAAAACAGAGUCUGCUGUGGAACUCUUGGAAGAGAUGCGCAGAAAGGGUCUUAAACCUGAUAUAAUUACGUACUCUUCACUGCUCCGUGGACUUGGCCGUGAAGGAAAGGUUGAUAAGGCUAUAAAAAUUUUCCGUGACAUGGAAGGAUUAAAUAUUAAGCCCAAUGCUAUCACUUACAAUUCUAUUAUGUUUGGACUUUGUAAGGCUCAGCAAACUAGUCGUGCUAUUGAUUUUCUGGCUUAUAUGGUAGAGCAAGGAUGCAGACCUACCGAAGUAACAUAUACCAUUCUUAUAGAAGGCAUUGCUGAUGAAGGAUUAGCUGAGGAAGCUUUGGAGUUGUUAAAUGUGUUGUGCUCCAGAGGAUUUGUGAAGAAAAGUUCUGCUGAACAGGUAGCAGUCAAGAUGUAGGAUAAAAUGCAUUUUUACGUCGUAACUCAGAUGGCUAAGUAACAUUUUUGUGCACAUAGAUUUUGUUAAACCCCUCAUGUAAGUUACUUGUUCUGGAUUUUGGAUUUUUAUUUUGAAGAGGGAGAGGGGCUGGCGAAAUGCGUGUCAAUUUUGUUAGCAGGUCAUUGUAAUUCAGUCCAGACAUAUUUAAUUCGAAGUUAUAUUAUUUAUGUACUGCCUGGGAAUUAAUAUAGACUAAUAUUGUUUCCCCA
Molecule: messenger RNA, 2165 nt
Organism: Vigna angularis (adzuki bean)
Lineage: Eukaryota; Viridiplantae; Streptophyta; Magnoliopsida; Fabales; Fabaceae
Product: pentatricopeptide repeat-containing protein At1g09900
Exons: 2
Coding region: 112-1914 (600 amino acids)
Molecular function (GO): protein binding
Source: RefSeq, a predicted model, not a curated record